Molecule: messenger RNA, 7326 nt
Organism: Strigops habroptila (Kakapo)
Lineage: Eukaryota; Metazoa; Chordata; Aves; Psittaciformes; Psittacidae
Gene: RASEF
Product: RAS and EF-hand domain containing
Exons: 17
Coding region: 1-2148 (715 amino acids)
Molecular function (GO): calcium ion binding; GTPase activity; GTP binding
Source: RefSeq, a predicted model, not a curated record
AUGGAUCCCGAGGCGACGGGGGAUGAGCUGUCCCGCCUGCGGGCCCUCUUCCUGGCCUGUGACGCCAGCGGCUCGGGCCGCAUCGAACGGGAAGACUUCGCGGCGCUGUGCGCCGAGCUGCGGGUGCGGCCGGCCGAGGCUGAGGCCAUCUUCCAGCGCCUCGACAGUGACCGCGACGGGGCCAUCACCUUCCCGGAGUUCGCUCGCGGCUUCCGCGGCGCCGCCCGCUGGAGGCCUGGCGACGGCGAGCCGGAGGGCGAGGAGGAGGUGGCGUGCGCCGCCGUGGGGCUGGAGCAGCCCUGGAGGGACUUCGAGGUGCGGCUCGGGGACGAGGCGAGGUACAUCCCCAGACAAGAGCAGGUCAGUGUUCUGUAUCAGAACAUACACAUAGUGGAACCAAGAUUAAUACAGCCUUACGAACACGUCAUUAAGAACUUCAUCCGAGAGAUCAAACUUCAAAGCACAGAGAUGGAAACUUUGGCCAUCGCAGUAAAAAGAGCUCAGGAUAAAGCGGCAGUUCAGCUCAGUGAGCUGGAGGAAGAGAUGGAACAACGGAUACAGGCUGCAGAGCAUAAAGUCAAAAAGGAAGAGAAGCAAAAAGCUGAAGAAGCACUAAACGAGCUGAAGCGCCAGUAUGAUACUGAAGUUGGGGAUCUUCAGGUGACAAUAAAAAAACUUAAAAUGCUGGAGGAGCAGUCCAAGAACGUAAAUCACAGGCAAGAUGUGGUUGAAUUGAAAAAAAGAAUACAUGAUAUGUUGCUGGAAAAUCAGAAACUUAAGAAAGAUCUUAUAGAAGCACAGACAAAUAUAGCUUUCCUACAGAGUGAAUUAGAUAGCUUGAAAAGCGAGUAUGCUGAUCAGACUUUGAACACUGAGAGAGACCUAGAAAUUAUCCGAGAGUAUACUGAAGACAGAGAUAAUUUGGAAAGACAAAUUGAAAUACUUCAAUCAGCUAAUAGAAAGCUACAUGACAGCAACGAUGGCUUAAGAAAUGCACUUCAAAACAGUUUCAGCAAGUACAACAGAUCAUUGAGAUUAGCAAACACCUCACCAGGGAGUACCAUUUCUAGAAGCAGUCCUAAAUUUAAUGGUGGACAGUCUCCUCUAAACCCACGGUAUGACAGGUCAUCUCAUUCUUCUUGUGUGGAUGAAGAUUAUGAUUCUUUAGCCCUUUGUGAUCCUAUGCAAAGGAUUAAUUGUGAAGUUGACAGCUUGCCUGAGAGCUGUUUUGACAGUGGUUUAUCUACCUUGAGAGAUUCAAAUGAGUAUGAUUCAGAAGUGGAAUACAGGCACCAAAGGAUUUUUCCACGGUCACAGUGUAUGCAAGAAAGCGUUGGUGGUGAUGCUUCUGAUACAGACGUUCCAGAGAUCAGGGAUGAAGAAGCAUACAGUCCUGAUAACAGCAAUGUGGUAUUAGACUGGAAGUCUUCACGACCAGUAAGUCGAAGCAGCUCAAUUGCUUCAACAAGGAGAUACAUAUCUGCUCUCACCCCUCAGUCAGAUGCAACUGAAUGUACUCCGAAAUACCCCAGUUCAGAGAAGGCUUACAAGAUUGUUCUUGCUGGAGAUGCAGCAGUGGGAAAAUCCAGUUUCCUUACGAGACUUUGCAAGAAUGAAUUUCGAGGCAAUACCAGUGCAACCCUGGGUGUGGAUUUUCAAAUGAAAAGACUAAUUGUUGAUGGAGAACCUACAGUACUACAACUGUGGGACACAGCUGGGCAGGAGAGAUUUCGAAGUAUUGCGAAGUCAUACUUCAGAAGAGCAGAUGGUGUCUUACUGCUAUAUGAUGUAACUUGUGAAAAAAGCUUUCUUAAUGUGCGAGAAUGGGUGGAUAUGAUUGAGGAUGCAACUCAUGAGAAUAUUCCAAUUAUGAUGGUGGGUAACAAAGCGGAUCUCCGUCAAACUGUUACAGAACAAGGACAAAAAUGUGUUUCUGUAAAUUAUGGAGAAAAGCUGGCUAUGACUUAUAAUGCACUAUUCUGUGAAACAAGUGCAAAAGAUGGAUCUAAUGUUGUAGAAGCAGUUCUUCAUCUUGCUCGGGAAGUGCGAAAACGAAGUGAUAAUCAAGAUGAUACGAGGUCAGUAACCAGCCUGGCUGGAACACCUGUCAAAAAAUCGGCACUCACGAAAAACUGUUGCAAUGUUUAACUGAUAGAUACUUUUCCUGACCUAAAUAACUUGUAUGUUAAAAAAAAAAGUUAAUGAAGGAUUUCAAUAAUGUAUUCUUUCUAUUGUGGACUAUACAUUUGUGUAUUUAGAAAUUGCACGUCAUGUUAAAAAUCCAGACUCUUCUGUCCAUUCAUAUUUGUGCACUUGCUUUGCCCGAUAGGCUCUGGUUUCACUUUUCUUAAGUAAUGUAAGUCAAAUCAAUGCUAUGGUCGUCACUGCACAUAACAUUGUAAUGUAUUUUAUUGUCUUUACCUGCUUGUUUCUCUAAGGGCUCAAGAUUUCUUACAUACAGAACAUUGUAAUAUCAUAUUCAUAGGAAAAGAAAAAUAUUACAGCUUCAAUUUUUUUAAUCUCUUUUUGUUUGUGCCUGCUUAUGUAGUUUUUUGGAGGCCUUAAGUUAUAUGCUGAUGAAACCUUUCCCAGGAAAACACCAAAACAUUGAAAGGUUGUCUAGAUCCAGGUAAACCCUAAGUUCAGGGCAUGAAGCAGAAUGGUCUCUGUCAGGUUAAGACAGUGGCAGGUGCAUGGGGUUCUGGUGAAAUUUUGGAAAAUCUAGUGAGUUAGAAUUUAUUUAAUUUUGGGAUUUGGGGUUUGAUUCAGAACUGAGAAGUAGACUUUACAUCUGAUCCUACAUAGCUCAGAAGUGAAAGGAAUAUUUGCAUGGACCAUUACCAUGCGUUACCAUGGACCAUUCAAAAUUCCGGAGAGACUAUAAUACCUGUGAUAUGUAGGAUUACCGAGAAGAAUUAAUGAUCUAAUACCUGCCUGUUUGUUUAGAUUAGAUCAUUAUUAGUAUUACAGAGAUGCGAGUUGUAAUUUUUCCCUUGUUUGUCAUAUCUUCCAUUCAGACCCUAAUUGAGGGAUUGUAGUAGUACAGAGGAGUCUGUUUUAAUGGAUAUUCUUUAUGCAUUUUUGAAGUUUUAAACCUGCAGGUGAAAGAAUUGCUGCACAUGCACAAAGGUCUGUUUAAACUCUUCAUUAAGAGAAGUCCCUGAAAUGAACAGCGACCACUUACCUUAAUUAGAAUUCCUUUGUCUGAUUUCAGGAAAAUUCUGAGAAACUCACCAGUGUGCAGUAGCUUUAGGUCUCAGCAUCUCUAAAACCUAAGUUAUUAUUGCUUAUAUCAGUUCCCAACAACCCUAUUGCAUAGUAAAAAUUGUAGGUAUUUCUACAGUUAACAAUCAUGACCCAGUUCUUCUCAGCUUUCACUAAUUUUUGUUGGACUGGGAUAGGGCUCCUUCAGAGCCAGCAAGUUGUUUCAGUCUUUUCUGGGUAUAUUAAUAAAACAUCUCCAAGCUGACACCUAGCUUGGUAAAUCAACCUUGGAUAAAGUUUUAUGGAGUGAUUGAAAACCCAUAUGACAAGCAGCUGUUCCUGCAUUUUAUCAGCACUAUAGCUGAAUGGUGUAUAGCCUGUGGUGCUUUACCAGUUUUAUAAAAUGUGGAGUUCUCAUCAACAGGAUGGUUCAGAAUAAAAAAAAAAAACCCAAACAGUUUUAAAGUAGGAAGAGCAGUGUAAUUAGGCAUACUUUCAAACCUCUAGAUCAGAGCACUUAACCCUCAGGUAACCAGCUGAAAGCUUGUUCUUAGCAAGACAGUGAAAUCUAAUGCCAAAAGGAAUAAGGCAUUUUAUUUCACUGUAUUGUACUUCAACCCUAGAAGAGAAAACAUGUUUGUUUUCCUUUUUGUAGUACUAAGGAAACUGUUACAUACUACCUUCUUCCAGGUAGGAGACUUUAGGGUUGUAGCAUCAUCCCACCCAGCAGUACAAGAUGCCUCACUGUAAUCCUAAAACUUGGAGCAGGUGGCAGAGAAUGAAGGAGAGACACAGGUGUAUCAGGAAUAUGCCUGGUCAUACACCUGUUGUUUACUAUUAACCUUGUAUUAUUUAAACAACAAAAUUACAGCUAUAAUUAGCUUCUCUGAGGAGAAAACCACACUUCGCUGAGUGCACUGAUGAGGGCCUUUUCUAUGGUUUUUUUGUGUAAAAGCUUCUCUCCAAAGGAGUGAAAUGGCAGUAGAAUUAAUGUAAGCUUUACUUGCGGGUAGCUCUUCCUGCAGUAGUAGGGAGGAGAGAGGGCAAUGAUCCAGCACUUGGUUUCUGAAGUGUAAGCUUGCACAUAGGUGUUUGCAUUUUCUCAGAGAAAAAAGAAAGAAAAGAUCAUGAUUAUAAGCUGUUACUUACAUUCCAAAAUAUUGCUUCUUCAGUGUUACUAUCUUUUGUUAACUUGUAGAGCUUAGACUGAAGCUCAGCAUUCUGUGUGUCUCCAGAACUGCAGCUCUGUGGACUAAGCCUGUAGUAGACGAGGUGAAAUAUAUUAGCCUAAACCUUGUUAACACACGUGCAUGAGCAACACAUUUUCGUUGAAUUCACAAGAUCACAUAAAGUUGUUUGUUAGAAGGAUUUCGGAAGUGGUUUUGUUCAACCUCCCAAGCACUCAGGCACUGCCGCCAGCCCUAGAUCAGGUUAGUUGUGGGUUUGGCUAGCCAAGCUGUGAAAAUCCCCAAAGAUAGAGAUACCACCACCAUUCUUGGCAGUCUGUUCCCAUGCUUGCACUCCACUUUUGGAUAAAAAUUUCUCCCCAUGUCCAGUCUUGGUUUCCCAAGUGACUACAGAUUUGUAGCCGUUUCCCCUCGUAUUUUCUGCUACCAAGAAGAGUUUGGCUGUGGUCUUGGUGACUCCCCUUUCAGUAUUUGAGGGAGGUUAGAUCCUUCUUGGCCUUGUCUUCACCAGUAUAAUGAUGCUGUUGUGAGGUACCUCUUGCAGAUGUUGCUAGUUUCCACAUCCCAGAGUUGGCAACGUGUGUGCAUGUGCAGUAAUUCCUUUUCACGCCUAAGGUUCUUACCGUAUAGAGAGUGCCAUGUGAAUGUCCAUGCCUGUAGAGAGCCUUGUUGAAGGAUGUGAGUUCAGGGACCUGCCAUCGCACCUGUUUUUUCUCUCUCUGCAGGAUUUGGCCAUUGCUAUUUUGGGUACUUUUUUUUUUUUUUUUUUUUUUAAAUUUAUUUUAAUGACCAAAAUCUCUCAUGUUAUUCGGCCAAAUAAUAUAAACUGAGUCCCCUUUUUUAAGCUCUCUAAUUUUUAUGCAGUAUGUAAAGCAAUUUUAUUCUGAAACAGUGUUGUUUUUUUAAAUAAGAUUUAAGGCUGGAAACUGCUGACAAAGUUUUGCCUUUGUGUAGUUUUAUGGUCAAUAUCUUAAUUGGUACGAAAGCACUAUCAAAUGGGGAUAUAGUAUAGCUGAGUUGGAACUGGUUUUAGAAAUCCUAUGAUGAUCAGUUCCAUUAAGUCUGAGUAUACACAUAAUACCGUGUAGAAUUCAUAUUACAGCAAAGGAACUUGGGAAAAAAAAAAGAAAGAAAUUAAAUCAUAUAUUUAUAUAUACUAUACGGAAUAGUAUACAUACAUACUAUAUGGAAUAGUGAAUGAAGUUUUGUGUUGUUUUGUUUUGAAAGGUUACUUUGUCUUCUACCUAAAAUGUAAAAGGGCAAACAUCAGCUAUAUGCUCUGACAUGAUUGCACUAUUGUACUUUGAAUGUUUUUAUGGUUUUGUUUAGUACAUAAGAACUAUUCAUUUAAUUGCACAGAGGUUUUUUUGUUUUUUGUUUUUUGGGUUUUUUUUUUUUAGUGUAUGCAUUCCCUUAAUAUAUGUAUUUAUUUGAAAAGGAGAGGCCUUGUUUUUCAACAUGAUCUGUAAAUAAAUUAUUUUUAUUCAGUUGACAUGGAAAUGUUAUUUUACCCUUUAUUAGUUUUGAUCCUUUUCAAUUGUGGCAUAGUACGCAAUUCUAAGGCAAUAAUUUCUGUGAGGUGCUCUGAAAGUGUUUUGAUCCCCUAAGUUCUAGUAACCACUUUGUGCCUGUUUAACACACAAUAGUGGCUUAAUAAGACAAGUUGCUGCUUCUUUUUAUUGUUCUUAGAAGUAUAGUUAUGGCCUAACAUGGUUGAAGUAUUUUUCUGUGUAACUUUUUUGUAUUGACUAAAAAAUUUUCUAUUAUAUUAGAAAAUAUAAAUUACAGUUUUAAAUCUGUGUGGCCUGUUAAAAUGGUUUCCAAGGAAAAUAUCUAUGGACCACUCCUGCAGGAGGAUCAUGUAGAUGUGCAUCCAUGCAGAUCCCUAAUUAAGCUAAUAGGUUCUAUGCUAGUGCAGGCAGUCUGUUCAUAUUAGGUCCUUUUAAAGAGACUUUUUUUGUCUAAUCAACUGCUGAACAACAAUAGUAGCUAACUUUUUAGGGAAGAAAUUUCAGUGAAAGAUCCCUAAUUCAUAAACCAAAGGAGGAUAUAUAUUCAUAUAGUCAAGGUACUUUAUUACAUUCCAAAGAAACCUACUUCCAAGAUGUUUCUCACUGUAUUAGGUAGUUAAAGAAAUGGACCAAUUAUCUUAUGUGCAGUUCAAAUGCCCUUUACCACUAUCCCUGCCAAAUUUGAUAUAGCAUGAAAUGCUAUCCCUGUGACCCUGUCUGGGCUACUUAUGGUUUGGAAAUUCUUUUUACAGCUCCCAUUAUUUUAGUGUUUCUCAUCUACUGUAUUACUAUCAGGCCUAAUCAUUUCUUACUGGUAUCCUUAGGACUAGUAAGAUCAAUAUUCAUCAUCAUUAAAUUUUUUCAUCUAUCUUGUUUUAUGAGAAAACUGUUCCUAUGGUAGAAGAAAAUUUGACUUGGAUAUCUGGAAUGUAGAUUCAGAUGUGUUACUCGGUUUAUAAAAAGAAGGCCUUUCUGCUCUUUAAGAACGGCUAUAUAUAGCUGGGGAUAUAUGGAAUGAAGAUUCAGAUGUGAGAUGUGUUACUUAGUUUGUAAAAAGAAAGCCUUUCUGCUCUUUAAGAAUGGCUAUAGAUAGCUGGGUUUAUACGAAAUUAGUGAUUAGGUGGCUGAGUAACAAUCAAACCCAAGCUGUGAAAGUUUCCCACUGAAUGUAAAGUAUUUAAAAUAAAAGUGUAUUUUCAUAGUAGUAUAAGGAAGAAAUUCAGUGCCAAUUGCAUAUGCCAACUUUUAAUAAAAGUGUAUAUUGUAUAAAUCUCUAAAUUGUGAAAACUUUUUAAACUUUAUACUGUUUACAAAUAAAACUGGUGUUCAUGCAGUUUAUUCUUCCUCAAAACUACAGAUCACUGCAUUCACUGUAAUUUUGUACAUAUAUAUGUUUAAAAAGUACACAAUUUCUGUAUUAGAAC